AUAUUAUUAAUUAUAAAUAAAUUCGUUAUGAAUGUCGUGUAGUAUUACAGCGAAAUGUAUAUAUUAUUAUUUUUAUUCAGUGGUGUGUGUGCUCAAAAUUUGUUUCCAGUGAAUAUUUUGCAUUAUAAUGACUUUCACGCAAGAUUCGUAGAAACCAGUCCAUAUGGCGGCGUAUGCAAUCCCGAGUCAGCGCCUUGUAUAGGCGGAUUCGCCCGACUCACAACCCUGGUGAGGCAGAGACUGGCAGCCGAGCCGGACUCUUUACUCCUCAACGGCGGAGACAGCUUUCAAGGAACCAUCUGGUACAACAUCCUACGAUGGAACGUCACUCAGGAGUUCAUGAACCUGAUUCCACAUACUGCCCAUGUUUUAGGAAACCAUGAGUUCGACAACGGAAUCGAAGGCGUUGUGCCGUACCUCGAGCAUCUCAACUCGCCGGUCGUGACUGCUAACAUCAUCGAUGAUGAUGAACCCACCAUCCAGGGGCUGUACGAACCGAGCAUCAUUGUGGAGAGGAACGGACGAAAAAUCGGCAUCAUUGGAGUCAUUAUUGCAUCUACCAAUACCCUGGCGUCUACAGGAAGACUAAGAUUUACUGAUGAAGUGGAAACUGUGAGAGCAGAAGCACAGAAACUCCACAACCAAGGAGUUAGAAUCAUCAUAGUGCUCUCACAUUCUGGUAUAGACAUAGAUAGAGAAAUAGCUCUGCGCGGAGGCCCUCACAUAGACAUAAUCGUUGGAGGCCACAGCCACACGCUGUUAUUCAAUGGUGAACCUCCGGAAAAUAGUGGAUUCACACCACGAGGUCCAUAUCCCGUUGUGGUAGAACGAAGUGGAACACCGGUACUAAUCGUUCAAGCUGCCGCUCACACGCAAUUUUUGGGUGAAAUCAAACUAUUCUUUGAUGAUGAAGGAAACCUCAUCAGUUGGGACGGACAUCCACAUUUCAUAGGAAACGAAAUUGAACAAGCACCUGAUAUUCUGGAAAGAAUUAAAGUUUACCUACCCAUCAUCGAAGAGCAAGCACGGGUUGAAAUAGGCACUUCGUUGGUGCACAUGUCGGCUCAAUGCAGAUGCGCCGAGUGCAACCUUGGUAACUUUAUUUGCGAUGCAUUUAUGAAUGCUGUUAUGGAUCGAGCUCAAGAAGACAGUUGGCAUUACGCGCACUUCUGCGUGAUGAACCAAGGGUCAAUAAGAUCUGAUAUUGGUAACGGUGCAAUAACAUUCGAAUCAGUUAUACUGUCGACUCCAUUCGAAAAUAACGUCGAAGUUUUCGAACUAAGAGGCGAUCAUAUUCUAGAAAUGCUAGAAUAUUCUGUCGCUAACAUACCGUUUGCCGGCGCGAGGAUGCUACAAGUUUCGGGGCUGCGGUCGAUGUUCGACGGCUCUCUGCCUGUCAACAGCAGGGUUGUCAACGUGACGGUCCGCUGUAUCGAAUGCGACAUCCCUAGAUACCAGCCAUUGGAACUGGACAAGUACUAUCGAGUGGUCACCCAAAACUUCAUUGGAGAAGGUGGCGACGGUUUUUCUAUGAUAUCAGAAAACAGGAAGAACGUGGAAGUAAUAGGAGUAGACUACGAUAUCCUGAUGCGGUACAUACGUCGCCAGUCUCCAGUAUUUGUCGAAGUAGACGGCCGAGUCCACAUCGACAACCCUUGCAUGGUUUAGAUCACGAUUUAAAAUACAAUAAAAUAUUUAUAUGUUUA
Molecule: messenger RNA, 1706 nt
Organism: Manduca sexta (tobacco hornworm)
Lineage: Eukaryota; Metazoa; Arthropoda; Insecta; Lepidoptera; Sphingidae
Product: apyrase
Exons: 11
Coding region: 55-1668 (537 amino acids)
Biological process (GO): AMP catabolic process
Cellular component (GO): plasma membrane
Molecular function (GO): 5'-nucleotidase activity; metal ion binding; nucleotide binding
Source: RefSeq, a predicted model, not a curated record